Linum tenue is the source of this 1765-nucleotide messenger RNA. NCBI's taxonomy places the organism in Eukaryota, Viridiplantae, Streptophyta, Magnoliopsida, Malpighiales, Linaceae. The record is from the annotation of a GenBank genome assembly.
CGAGACAGAUUGAAGCACGUUGAGACAUUGAAUGAUUUUUCUUUCCACAGCAAAUUCCCCCACUUCAGUGUUUAUCUUUCUCUGCCGGCUGAUUUAUAUAGUUGGAGGCAACCGGAAUCUAAUCAAUCUACAGAGAAUACCAAAUUCGCCCAUUGGCUUCAACCACCUAUCUCAAAGGCUUGCUUUUGUGCCCACAAAUCAAAUCCACAUUCAAUUGGAACGAAACACUCUGUAAUCCUUACUGCUCCAAUUCAGAUUCAAUUUAGUAAACUAAAUUACCGGCGGCGCGGCGGAGCUUCGAAUGGCGACACUCGCCCCUGCUGCUGCUACUACUACUUCUUCUUCUCUGCUCCACCACGCCCACCACUCCGGCAUUCGUCUACAGUGUCUAACGGCGCGGCUACCGGUUACUCCUUUCCGCCUAGAAAGGACGUCCUUUUCCCGCGCCAAAUAUAGCAAUCGUACGAAUCCCCCAUUGGCGACGACUUCAUUCAAUGAGGUAAUCGAGUCCUUGAUCAAUGGGGUUGAUUUAUCGGAAUCUGAAGCCGAGGAGUCGCUGAAUUUCUUGCUCGGUGAUGCUAGUGAGGCUUUGAUCAGUGCUUUCCUCGUCUUGAUGAGAGCCAAAGGAGAGACCUUUGAGGAGAUUGUAGGAUUUGCUAGGGCCAUGCUUAGCCACGCCCUGAAAGUUGAAGGGUUGGAUGAUGCAGUUGAUAUUGUUGGCACUGGUGGAGAUGGAGCCAACACUGUCAACAUCUCUACUGGUGCGUCCAUACUCGCUGCUGCUUGUGGUGCAAAAGUUGCCAAGCAAGGGAAUCGCUCUAGUUCAUCUGCUUGCGGGAGUGCUGAUGUAUUAGAAGCAUUGGGGGUGGCUAUUGACUUGGACCCAGAGGGAGUAUCGAGAUGUGUGAAAGAAGCGGGAAUAGGGUUUAUGAUGGCCCCCAGGUACCACCCUGCCAUGAAAGUUGUGAGUCCUGUGAGGAAAAAGCUUAAAGUGAAGACGAUAUUCAACAUUUUAGGGCCAAUGUUGAAUCCUGCACGGGUACCUUAUGCUGUUGUUGGUGUGUUCAGGGAAGAACUGGUUCAGAAAAUGGCAGGAGCUCUGCAACGGUUUGGAAUGAAGAGAGCAUUAGUAGUCCAUUCAGAAGGCCUCGACGAAAUAAGCCCCCUCGGCCCUGGUACAGUCCUUGAUGUAACUCCACAUGGCGUGGAGAAAUUCUCGUUCGACCCGCUCGAGUUCGGGAUUCCUCGUUGCAGUUUGGAUGAUUUGCGAGGCGGAGGCCCAGACUACAACGCAGAUGUACUGAAGCGUGUCCUAUCAGGAGAAAAAGGAGCCAUUGCAGAUGCCCUGAUAUUAAAUGCAGCAGCGUCUCUACUAGUGAGUGGCAACGUGACAACUCUGGGCGAAGGAGUGGCCUUGGCUAGAGAAACACACUCAUCCGGCAGAGCUAUCCAAACGCUUGAUAAAUGGAUCCAAGUUUCUAAUGCAUAAGCAUGGCGCGCUUGGAAGAUCGGUUCUUUCUGCAGUGACAUGGUGGAACAGAAGGUGAAAGAGUUGAGAAGCUUGUGGAAUAGUUUAUGAGCUAGUAAAAUGCGCAAGCAGUCGGCUGUUUUCUCUUUUAUUUGAGUUAGGAUUUGCAGUUUAAACCUUCAGGAAUCUGUCAAAGAAACAGUGUUGGGCGCAUCUUUUUGUACUAUUUCCUACCUGUUUGGUUGAAUAAAGCUUCCAUUUGUCAGCAGAAGCCAUAAAAGUUACUACAAGCAAACA